AUCAGCCUCUGACCUCAGUCCUCCUCUCCUCACCAGCCCCUCCCCCACCCUGGCCUCUGGAACCUCAGCUUUAGAGGAAAGAGCCAGUUUUCAGAGGGAUCACCUCGGCCACACUACCUCCACCUGCCCAGCCUGUGGAAGAUUAGCGACCAUGUUUUCCAGUGGGAUAGGAACUGCGGCCGCUGGAAGAAGGAAUGUGUGUCUUCUCUCCUUGCUGCUCCUUGGCCUCUGGGGCUGUGUGACCUGUCACUGGAGCCCUGUGGAGGACAUCUGCACAGCUAAGCCGCGGGACAUCCCUGUGAAUCCCAUGUGCAUUUACCGAACCCCAGAGAAGAAGGCCCCUGAGGAGGAGGGCUCAGACCAGAAGAUCCCCGAGGCCACCAACCGGCGGGUCUGGGAACUGUCCAAGGCCAAUUCCCGCUUUGCCACUGCCUUCUAUCAGCAUCUGGCGGACUCCAAGAAUGCAAAUGACAACAUUUUCCUGUCGCCCCUGAGUAUCUCCACAGCUUUUGCUAUGACCAAGCUGGGAGCCUGUGACAACACCCUCAAGGAGCUGAUGGAGGUUUUUAAGUUUGAUACUAUCUCCGAGAAAACAUCGGACCAGAUCCACUUCUUCUUUGCCAAACUGAACUGCCGCCUCUAUCGGAAAGCCAACAAAUCCUCUGAGUUGGUAUCAGCCAAUCGCCUCUUUGGAGACAAAUCUCUUACUUUCAAUGAAACCUACCAGGACAUCAGUGAGGUGGUAUAUGGAGCCAAGCUCCAGCCCCUGGACUUCAAGGAAAAUCCAGAGCCAUCCAGAGUGACCAUCAACGAGUGGAUAUCCAAUAAGACCGAAGGACGUAUCACUGAUGUCAUUCCCCAGGAUGCUAUUAACGAGUUCACUGUCCUGGUGCUGGUUAACACCAUUUACUUCAAGGGCCUAUGGAAGUCCAAGUUCAGCUCUGAGAACACAAGGUUAGAACCUUUCUUCAAGGCCGAUGGGCAGUCGUGCUCGGCAUCCAUGAUGUACCAAGAGGGCAAGUUCCGCUAUCGGCGCGUGGCAGAAGGCACCCAGGUGCUCGAGUUGCCUUUCAAGGGUGAUGACAUCACCAUGGUGCUCAUCCUGCCCCAGCGUGAGAAGAGCCUGGCCAAGGUGGAGAAGGAGCUCAGCCCGGAGCUGCUGCAGGAGUGGCUGGAUGAGCUGGCGGAGACAAUGCUGGUGGUCCACAUGCCCCGCUUCCGCAUCGAGGACAGCUUCAGUGUGAAGGAGAAGCUGCAGGACAUGGGCCUCGUGGACCUGUUCAGUCCGGAGAAAUCCAAGCUCCCGGGUAUUGUUGCCGGAGGCCGUGACGACCUCUUCGUCUCAGACGCAUUCCAUAAGGCAUUUCUUGAGGUGAAUGAGGAAGGCAGUGAAGCAGCAGCUAGUACCGCCAUCGUGAUUGCUGGCCGUUCGCUGAACCCCAACAGGGUGAUCUUCAAGGCCAACAGGCCCUUCCUGGUUCUUAUAAGGGAAGUUGCUCUGAAUACUAUCAUCUUCAUGGGCAGAGUAGCCAGCCCUUGUGUGAACUAGAGGGUUCUUAUUCCUUGCACCUCCUCCUAUUUGGUUUGUGAACAGAGGUAAAAAUAAAUACAAUUACUUCCAUCUCACCAGUAUGAAUGGACAUUGCCACCUGAAAUACAGACAAGGAAGGGAGAAACUGC
Molecule: messenger RNA, 1680 nt
Organism: Myotis davidii
Lineage: Eukaryota; Metazoa; Chordata; Mammalia; Chiroptera; Vespertilionidae
Gene: SERPINC1
Product: serpin peptidase inhibitor, clade C (antithrombin), member 1
Exons: 7
Coding region: 152-1549 (465 amino acids)
Biological process (GO): regulation of blood coagulation
Molecular function (GO): serine-type endopeptidase inhibitor activity
Source: RefSeq, a predicted model, not a curated record